Molecule: messenger RNA, 493 nt
Organism: Nanorana parkeri
Lineage: Eukaryota; Metazoa; Chordata; Amphibia; Anura; Dicroglossidae
Product: anterior gradient protein 3-like
Exons: 7
Coding region: 8-493 (161 amino acids)
Cellular component (GO): endoplasmic reticulum
Molecular function (GO): dystroglycan binding
Source: RefSeq, a predicted model, not a curated record
AGGCGCCAUGUUUCUGUCCUCGCUGGCUGUAUGGCUCAUCGUAGUCACCUUCUCCUCCAACCGCGCCAUGGCCGUGAAGAAGGAAAGUCGCCUGCAGACGCUUUCUAGAGGGUGGGGAGAUGACAUCACUUGGGUCCAGACGUACGAGGAGGGAUUGUACAAUGCAAAAAAGAGCAAUAAACCGCUGAUGGUGAUCCACCAUUUAGAAGACUGUCAGUACUGCCAAGGGGUGCAAACCGAGGGCCCGGCAUUCUCAUCGUUGGCCAAAGAGAAUUUCAUCAUGCUCAACCUCGUGCAUGAGACUACAGACAAGAACCUGGCCCCGGACGGGCAGUACGUCCCCCGGAUCAUGUUUGUUGAUCCGUCACUUACUGUCAGAGCCGACAUCACCGGGCGUUAUUCCAAUCGUCUCUACACCUAUGAGCCGCAAGACGUCCCCGUCUUGAUAGAGAAUAUGAACAAAGCGCUGCGCCUCGUCCAGACAGAGCUCUGA